CACCACCACCCAUUCAAUUCGCGCUACACGUCCUUCCUUCACCAAAAUAAUAUCAUCCCAAUCACACACUCACUCACACAGUUUAAUUUGUAAUCUAGCUAGUGUAAUGGGUGUAAUAAUAAUCGACGGGUCAACAGUCCGUUGCUUCGUACACGACGAAGCCCACUUCAAAACAAGUGUCGACGCACAGUUCACAUCCCUAGACGCCAACGACGACGGCGUGUUAUCCCUGUCGGAGAUGCGGAAUGCCUUUGAAUCCAUGCGUGUACUUGAAAACCACUUCGGGUUUGACAGAAGUGUCAUGCCGCCUGAAGAGCUAACCAAGCUGUACGAUUCAGUGUUUAUGAGGUUUGACAGAGAUCAUAGUGGGAGUGUGGAUAAAGAUGAGUUCAGGUCGGAGAUGAAGAAGAUCAUGUUGGAGAUUGCUGAUCGGUUGGGGUCGUCGCCUAUUAAGAUGGUGAUUGAAGAUGACGAUGAACAGAGCUUGUUGAAUCAAGCCGCCGAUUUGGAAGCUGCUAAGGUUGCUGGGGGAUGGUGACAUUACGUUGUUACGAUCGAGUAUAUUUUAAUUAAGUUUGUACUUGUAUUCGAUCUGGGUUAGAUUUGUUGUUAUGGAAAGUCAAAUAAAAGAGUCAAAGUCAAUGGUUAUCCAAACUGGAAUCCAUGUAUCUGAGCUGUACCACGACGCAUAUCACGUGAUGUCUACUUUUAAUCUUUUAUAAUCAUUUAUUUAUUAUAUUAAAACACAAUUACUUUAAUAA
This is a messenger RNA of Erigeron canadensis, 761 nucleotides long. RefSeq lists its product as uncharacterized. The transcript has a single exon. Gene Ontology annotation, molecular function: calcium ion binding. The record is from RefSeq and is a predicted model, not a curated record. Bases 107 to 538 code for a protein of 143 amino acids. Lineage: Eukaryota; Viridiplantae; Streptophyta; Magnoliopsida; Asterales; Asteraceae.